GGUGACUGUGAAUUAUGUUUUUUGUUUCUCUGUUGUUCGUAAUGAUUUAUAUUUUGCUAUAGUCUAUUGUUUGACAUUUUGCUCAGAAGGGUACAUUUUAAUUUUUGUAAGCAGAAUGGCAAUUCAUUAUCUUUUGUGUAACAUCUAGAUUCAGCAACAGCUCUCUGUCUGUCUUUAAAACUACGCAACGGAUUUGAUGAUAAUGUAUGUGGUUUCUGAGGAAGUUGAAGGAUUUUUUUUACAAUAAUGCGGCAGCCUUAUGGAAUCUAGCUUGGGCCAAACGAACGCGGAUUCAUGUCAUGCGCUGAUUUCAUAAGCUAUGCUACCAGACACACGUGAGGGCGAGCGCGGGGGCGAGCGGCGACGCGGCGCGGGCGCAGCGGUGUCGCGCGGCAUGCGGCGCCGCCCGCUGCUGUCGUUGCUGCUGCUAGCGUUGCUGCGCGCGCAACACUCUCUCGCCGCGUCCGGAGAAGCUGAUUACACGCUGGAUGAUUCAUUUUGGAAUGAGGAGAGCCCAGUCGGUGAAGUGGAGCGUCUGCUGCGCGAAUACAGGCAGAACCAAGAGCUGGUGCGCAACAUCGGCGCGCACUACUACCAGAUCAUAUACCCUGUGCAACUCAGACACCACGAGAAGAUGGGCAUCUCCACCAGGGAGGUCAACACACCGAAGGGUCGAGGCUAUGGUUCUGACUACCAACAGGGCACAAGAUCAAGAGCAAGGACCGGCAAACAUUUUCACCGUACAUCACUCCUCAUCAAAGCUUUCAACCACAAGUUUAGAUUGGACCUCGAGCUUAAUACACAACUGCUAGCACCUAAUCUCAAACAAACGCAGUACCUGGCCAACGGCGCUGAAAGUGACAUUAGAACUGAAAUCGAGCACUGCUACUAUCAUGGCACCGUGAAAGACUAUCCCGGCGCGUCUGCCGCCUUCCAUACGUGCAACGGUGUCUCCGGCGUCAUCCACAUCGGCAAUGAGACUUUCGUCAUACACCCCUUUUACGGCGGCGAUUUAUCGCAGAAACACCCACAUGUGAUCUUCGAGGCGCGUACGAAGGCCAACAAGGGCUGCGCCAACAAGCUGGAGUACAGACCGAAGAGCAGGAGAACGAAACAUGUCGCCUUCGUCGAGUCAACCCUAUCUGAUCAGCCUGGCGCGGACCACAACCACGACCAUUCGGAGAACGACCAUCGUUGGUGGCACAACAACGAUUUGGCCCUGAGCAGGAUGACACGUGACGUCAGAGAAACCACGAAGUACAUCGAGACAGCGCUCGUCAUAGACAAGGCUAUGUUCGACAGAAGGAACGGUAGCACCAGAGCUGAGGUCGUCCACGAUGCUAUACAAGUCGCUAAUAUCGCAGAUCUGUACUUUCGCACGCUGAACACCCGUGUUUCCCUGGUAUACAUCGAGUCGUGGCAGAGUGCAGAUCAGGCGGACAUAGACAAGAAGCAGGACAUCACCAGAGCGAUCCUCAAGUUUAGCGAUUAUACAGCCAGAAAGCUGUUUAAGGUCGAGAAAGACACUACUCAGCUGCUUACUGGUAUAAUGUUCCCGGGAGGAGAGUCCGGUAUAUCGGUGCCAGACACGCUGUGCACUCCUAAAUCCGUAGGUAUAUCUGUUGACACCAACACGUAUGAACCCCACCUACUGGCUGGCACCAUGGCACACAUGAUUGGACAUAAUAUCGGAAUGGGCCACGACGACGGUCGAGAGCAGUGCUUCUGCCGCGACUGGCACGGGUGUAUUAUGGCGCAGUCGAUUGUAGGGUCAGACAAUGUACAACCCUACAAAUUCUCCGACUGCUCCAAGAACGACUACAUCAACGAGCUCAGGAUCGGACAGGGCUUGUGCUUGCUCAACAAGCCUAACGAGUUGGUGAUCCACCACCAAUGCGGAAACGGGCGUUUGGACGAAGGCGAGGAGUGCGACUGCGGGACCAUCGCUGAUUGCCAGAACUUGAACCCCUGCUGUGACCCCUUCACGUGUCGACUGACGAAAGAGGCCCAGUGUGCUUCGGGUGAAUGCUGUGAGAGGUGUCAGUUAAAACCCCGCGGGGUGACUUGCCGUGACGCGACGAACGAAUGCGACCUUGAAGAAACCUGCACCGGUCUCUCUGGGACCUGCCCUCCUGACGCACAUCGGAAGAACGGAGAAGCGUGUGACGAUGGCAAGGGUUACUGCUUCUCGGGUCAAUGCCCGACGCUGAACCUACAGUGCGAGAGGAUCUGGGGACCAGGAUCUGACGGCGCUGAUAAGGAAUGCUUCGAGCAGUUCAACUCCAAGGGAGCCGUGACGGGACAUUGUGGAAAAGACAAUAAUGGGCAUUACAUGAAAUGCGAAAUUGAGAACGUACGUUGCGGUUCACUCCAGUGCCAGCAAGGGAACAGGUAUCCCGUGGUGCAGGGCCUGGACGAAUAUUACACCAGAACGGUUAUCGUGGUCAAAGGCAAUGAAUUCGAGUGCAAGGCAACAACCGGUCUUCCGAAGCCCUCGGAGAUCGGGCCGCACGGUCUGGUCCGGGACGGCACGCCGUGCGGCGACAACCUGGUCUGCGUCAACCAAACCUGUACCUCCAUCUUCCCGUACAUCGACCACACCAAGUGCCCCACAGACCAUAACAACAAUGAGUGCUCUUCUAAAGGGUUAUGCUCAAACCUGAACAAAUGUGUGUGCAACCGUGGCUGGACAGGUCCAGACUGCUCGCACCCGGACGCCCUGCCCCCGUCCCCCACCCCGUACGUCCCGGACAAUUCCACCAAGGCCGCAUACAACAUGACCAAGAAGGAAACACCGUAUGAGAACUACCACGGAUCGAACACGGUGUUCCUCGUCGGGGUGCUCAUGUCUGUGGUAGGGGGGGUAUUCAUAGUAUUUGCCCUGAGCGCUCUCUGCUACAGGUCAGUCGUAGUACACAAAAACCUCUUCCUGUGCCUAAGGAGAAGGAGUACAUUGCCAAAGUACGAUCCUCCAUAUGCGAAGAAGCCUAUUGCGAAGAGCUUUGCAGCUGGUUCAACGACCUCCAACAACUCCCAAGAGGACAUCUCCCUGGACGGCGGGAAGAUGCACUCCUUCAACAAUACAGUCAGCCGUGGAGAUUCAAGAGUCUUCUUCAGACACGGAAACCACAUGACUGGGGCUGGCAACACCAGUAGAUAUCCAGAUCACAACAAGAUGAAGAGAGUUCACUCUGGUAGUGAAGAUGAACCCACACAUUCAGGAGAAGAAGACAUAGCCUUCAUCGACGUAGCUCCCAACUCGAUGUCGAAGCUUCCUGAGAAGGGGAUCCUGAAGAAACACGGUUAUGGUGCUGUAGACGGGAAGGACAAGUGGGCUGAUGACUCGCAGUCGGAGCAGCUGGAAGCUGGGUCUCAGUCUGAUGGACAGGAGCCGGCAGGGGCUGUAGCUGAUAUGGAAUAUAAGUUUAAGGAUUUGAACGGCUACCACGAGAACAUAAUCGUGGCGCUAAAGACGGCGGCUGCUCAGCGCGCGGCCGGCGGGGCCCCGCGCGGCUCCGGGGACCUGCGGGCCCUGCAGGACUACGAGUACAAGCGCGAAAGGGCCCCGAGUGCGGAGAAGCUGCACGAGGAGCUGCGGAGGCAGAGGGACGAGGAGGACGAUGAGCCGCCGCCGUGCGGCUCAAUACGUAUCAGGAACCUAGAGGACCUGAUCAGGCAGCUGGAGCAUCACUCGAGCAGACACAUGAGCCCGUCGGGCUCCGAGGACAUCCGCAUGUCAGAGACGGAGGCCGACCGCCACUACAGGAUCGAACCGGGAGAAGUGCCACCUAGGUGCCGCGGCCGGAUUGGCGGAGAGGAAGACUCCCGGUUCGGGUACCCUCGCUUCCGCGGCAGCGGGCGGCACCACGGGCCGCUGUUCCCGUCCGCGCCCGCGCCUGGCGUCCCGCACGUACCGCACGUCCCACACGUCCCGCACGUCCCGCACGCCCCGCACGUCCCGCACGCGCGCCCCGCGCCCGACGACGACGCAUUGUAUGAAACGGCCGAUGCGGAACGGUUGCGGGACGCACCUGAUAGCGAGAGUGAUGAAUUUAUUCAAGCUCAACAACAGUUAGCCCGGUGGGCGAGUGAAGACGCGGUGCCGGCGGCGGCGCGGCGCGAGUUGUUCCCGUCGCCGCCCGCCGCCCCGCCCUCCGCGCCGCCCGCCGCCUUCCCCGAGUACAACCACUGACACGCGCCCAGCAUACUCCCUAAGCGAGAUGCGUCUAAAUAAUUCGUCAAGUUUUUUUUAAUAGCUACAACACGUCCCACUGCUGCGAAAAUCAUUUUCUGUCAUAAUUCUUUUUUUUUUUACAUGCGUUUACAUACAAUAGGUUUUAUAUUAAAUUAUAUAACAUCAAGCACACAAAAUUGGUCAUAUGUAUAAAUAAAUACAGUAUAAAAAAUUAAGACUACAAAGUUCUUCUUUUCGAGUGUGUUAUGAUUCGAGUGUGUGCGUGUGUGUGUGUUUUCGAGGUUUACUUACCUUAAAAUCUGACACCAGUUUUAGCAAUUAACACACUCGAAAAGAGGAUCUUACCAAUGUAAAUCUAACGAACAAAUGUCAUUCCUAAAUAGAUUCCCGUCGCGAUUCCCGCUGUAAUCUUACACUAACACAAUUCUACAUACGUUUCGCGGUUUUUGUGAAAGUUCGCGACGCGAGUCUAUUUUGGGCUUCAAAUACUGUGAAAUUGCCAAAUUCAAAUCAUAAUAUUCAAAUUCGAAUCAUAGAUAUAGAUUGUGUAAUAUUCGUCAAAAAUGUAUGUCCAUAUAUAUGUCCAUCGGAUUCUUGAUUAAAUAUAUUUUGUUUACUUAUACUUAUUUUUUGGUACUUUGUUACAUCGGAAGGAAUUGAUAUUGAGCAAUUAUUUUAUAUAUAUUUAUUUAUUUAUUAUCAUAGUUCAUUUAUUUAUUUAUUUUAUUUUAUUUAUAACACACUAGCAGCUUAUUAAGCUGAUGCGUGCGUGUCUUGAAGUUUUGAGAUGUUAUCCAAUCUGUUCUUAAAACUUUAUAAAUUAACUUCGUAAAUUUUUUUAACUGUAUUUUUUGGCAGUUGUAAGACAUAUACUCUCUCAAAAAUCAUGUUCUUGUCAGACUAAUUUUAAUACUUCAAUAUAUAAAACACACUUUUCAACAUUUGUACAUUGAAAAUGGAAUGUAGUAUUAAAUAAUAUGAAAAUUCAAUUAUCAUGACAAGGCCUGCGUGCUACUUGACGCAUCUCCUUAGAUAUAGUGACAACACAAUUGUGUUAUUCGCGGACUGCGCUUGAAAAUAAUUGGCGUCUACAGAUCCCGAAACCACAGAUGCUUAGCAGUGCCUCGAAAUCUUUUAAUGGCUGCGAUGUUACGGAUGUACGAAAGGACUAUAACGAGUUACUGUACGAAAGAUUAAGUACUCGGGGUAUAUAUGACCCUAGCCUCUAGAUUCGAUGUAUCGACCUCUGUUUGCACUGUUAGGUUAAUCACUUAACGACUAGUUUUACCGUUAGUAAGACACAAUAAACUUCUCACGCGUAGCUAAAUUAAAAUAGUGAAUUGGAUGGAGGCACGGCCGCCGCCGCUGCUUGUGAAUAGUUAAUGUUAGUAAUUUUGUAAAUAUAAAUAUGCACUAUUAAAAAUAAAUAUGACUGAACUUAUAGUAUCUCGAACGUUUAGAGUAACAUGUUGAGUGUAAGCCGAAUGGUGGUGUGACCCGCGCGCCGCCAGGGGGAGCCACACGUUGAUAUGUUGAUAUUAUAUUUGUUCCAUUAAAUCAAUGCGCUUUAUACUUAUACUCUUAUUUGGGUCUCCUCGCGGUAGUGCGCCGGUAUGUGUCUAAAGUAAUUCUAAGACUAAUCGUUUAUGGACUAGUGAUAAGGUUGUGCGGUGCCGAGGUCCUGUGGACGUCGAGUUCGGUUUAGUUUGACCUCCGACAGACGAAGCUCAAGUAGCUUGCAAAUUAGAUAGGCGAUUAACAAAUUGAGCUAUAAUAAUCGUAAGCGAAGCUUUAAUGUAACAAGUCUUAGUUUGGGUUAUUUCGAUGCCCGUGGACGAGCUCGACGUCGCUUUGGUCUUAUUCUAUGAUACCAUUCAUUUGGUGAUGAUUCAGUUUUAAUGCUUAUUUUCCAUAUGUUCACGAUUCACGCGGCCUGCAGGCCUCGAAGUAGGGCGUCAACGUAACCGUCCCCGGAGAGAAUCAAUCGCUUUCAUUCUUUAUCACCUCUCCGACAAACGCCCAACUUCAAUGUAACACUUCUCGCGUCUAGGGUAAUGACGAACACCAAAGUGUACAAUUUUAUUACUAGGUUUUGUAUCGAAAUGAUUGCGUUACCCAUUGCAGUACCGACUUCAGAGAUCUCGUAUCACCGUGCACAAUAAUUUCGUAUAUAAUAGCUACAUAAAUAACGUACACAUAUUCUAAAACAUUAAUGUGAAUAAAAGUUAUUUCGAUUCAUCAGAAUGUCUAUUGUAUUAUUGUAUUGACUUUAAACGAAUUUACGCUGAUUAAACGAUGUGGAAAGAUGUGUGUUAUAAAAUGUAAAAUGUUAUAGUUUCUUGUUUAAUUUUAUUGUGACAAUUUAGGAAGUUAUCGUUUCAUUCGCGUUUACGCUAGGUUAGGUGGCGCGGCCACGGAUGUAACGUAGGUACUCGUAACUUACAGUUAAAUGUAUUUAAUAAAUAAUGAAAUAAGCCUCGUAUCGGCUGCUAUCACUCUGGUACGAUGUACACUGGCGCUGUGAGGCCCCGCGCCCUGUUUCAAAUAAUUACUCUCAUAGAUUAUACGUUGUAACUUAAGUAAGUCUAAAAUAAAUAGAUACUAUGACACGUACAGGGUAGAUGUGAUUGCAAUACUCUGUAGCUGGGGCGACGCUCAGCGAGGCCAAAUAUGGGUGAAAGUGUUUCGGAUCUAGCUGACAAAAUCCUAACUCACGGUCACCCUAUUUCGCGUAACCUCGCGCCGUGCGUAUAUCAGCCGACCGCGCAAUCAAGAUGUCGGACAUAACUACACGAUUUUGGAGUUCGUUUCUUAGAAAAUAUAUAAAACAGACAUUGAUAAAUAAAAUCAAUUGUUAUCGUGUAGAUGUGUACGACUUCCACGUAUCGAUGUCAGUAAACGCGUUGAUUGUAUAUAGCGCUGUGUUUGAGAGUAAUUCCUAUGCACACUGUGUAGACAAGACCAUGUAUUUAUAUAGUUGUGUAAAUGUGUUUUAUAAUGUACUGAUGUGUGGUAAAAGUGGUUCACUCAUGAUGUCUUCUGAUAUUUCACUCCUUAAUUGAUUCUAAUGACGUUCCAGCACUAUUAUAUGUAUUAAAGUGAACUGAAAAAUAGUCAACUUAUAAGUUCACCAUAUUGUGACUUCGAUGGGUGACUACAACUGUAAAUAAAAUAUGCAAUGUAUAAGGGUAAUAAUGUUUCCUUGGACAAAGGAUAUCGUUAAGAUACUUGUGACUUGUCAUGUGUGAACUGCGUACGAUUGCGCGUUCGAGCGAGCGUCGUCAUACAGCGGCGUCGUGUGCGUUUUUUCUAGCGACGAUACUGCACUUUGGACUUUAUUUAAUACAAAGAAAUCAUAUUUAGUCAUCCGCUGCCGUGUAAACCCCAUUUAAUAAUGAAAGGCCUAAGAAAAGAUGCAAAUAAAUACAUAAUUCCGUACACUCUGUGCUUUAAUACAACGAGAGUGUAGCGCAUUGAAUCUCGUAGCAUCGUGGCAGACUACGACACACGUAGCGCAACGGUAUUUACUACGACUCUGAAGUGAAUCAUACGCGCAUGCGAAUGCAUACGUUUGUAGUGUACAAAAGUUAACGCUCAAUAAUCGUAGGUGUAAAUCUGGAUUAGAUUCUGGAUCCAGACACGCACCCCUAAAUCACACACAUUGCAAUCAAUAAUAUUCCAAAUUCUACGCAUAACAAUUAUUGAAUUAAAAUGAUUACAAAUUUAAACCAUGUGUCCGAAGUGUAUGUUUGAGACAAAGGAUUUGCCUUGCGUCAAGUCGCAUAUGUGUGAGCGAAACAACGCACUCUGCGCACAGAUAGUUGUACGCGUAGGCCUAACACGUCAAUUGCGAGGCGCCGAACACCGCCAUUGCUCACGGCAGGGCGAUUCUUUAUGAGGACGUCCGUAAAAACAAAAUGGCUGACAACACUGCCAAAAACGAGAUAAAAAGUGUCGAUGUUCUUUGAGAGAAAAUAGUAUUGAUACGAGUUUAUCGUACAUUUCGCAUUUAGUAGUUUUGUUUACCUGCAGACCUGUCAUUAAAAUUUAAUUUUAUAGCUACUGCAGUACAUUAUCAAAUUAUAAAACUUUAAAAGUGUAAUAAUGUGACGUUCUGUUGAUUUUAUUUUAAUUUUUAAAAGUCCCAGUAAGAUGUGGAGACAUUGCUCAAAAUUUUACUAAUUUACGAACAUUCUCAUAACGUACCAGCUCUGCUGAACUACUGAUUUAGAAAUGUUAAAUUAAGUGAUAUUAUGUAAUAUAAAAAUACGAAUUUUAAACGAAAAACGUUGACACGUUGUAAUUUUCCGUUUAUUUGUCCUUGUAAAUAUAUUUGCUAUAUGAUUUACUAAAUGAAUGUAACAUAUUAUUAAUGAAAAAAAAUAGAUGAAAGAAAUUUUA
Molecule: messenger RNA, 8596 nt
Organism: Plodia interpunctella (Indianmeal moth)
Lineage: Eukaryota; Metazoa; Arthropoda; Insecta; Lepidoptera; Pyralidae
Gene: mmd
Product: mind-meld
Exons: 30
Coding region: 320-4192 (1290 amino acids)
Biological process (GO): proteolysis
Molecular function (GO): metalloendopeptidase activity
Source: RefSeq, a predicted model, not a curated record